This is a messenger RNA of Cyphellophora attinorum, 2085 nucleotides long. RefSeq lists its product as uncharacterized. The transcript is spliced from 2 exons. The coding region runs from base 1 to 2085 and encodes 694 amino acids. The record is from RefSeq and is a predicted model, not a curated record. Lineage: Eukaryota; Fungi; Ascomycota; Eurotiomycetes; Chaetothyriales; Cyphellophoraceae.
AUGAAGGGCACUGAGAGCGAAAAGCCCCCACAGCUGUUUCUCUUCGUUAAUAAGGAUUCGAAGUCAAAGUCGCUUUCGAAAUCGGAGGGCGACCAUGCCAAAGAGAUCAACCGCCAUGCCCAAAAGGUCCGAAAUCGGCGCCUGGCUGUCCAAAAGGCCAGUACAGCACAGCAAACAUCGGCCUCUGCCAGACGUAUAGCCCUGGGAGGAUGGAAGAAACGGGAAGGCGAGGUCGAGAGUCCUAUCACUACAGGUCUCCUGCCAGGGUCUCCCGAAACUGUGAUGAAUUUCAACAACAUCCUCUCCGACCAGAAUUGUACGCCAAUAUCGCAUUCAGGAUCCGAGAGCUCAUCAAGGUCAUCUGGCAGCCCUCCGGCGACGUCACCAGAUGAGCCUCCAACAGUACUUCCAGAACUCACGACAAGCUCCAAAGUAGCGCCUACCGACAUACCUAGAAGCGAGCCGGCGGUACAGGAAACCACCCGAAAUCCAUCAACGACGCUGCCACCCUUAGAACUACCAAGAACUGCUCCAAUGACUGCAACAGAUCAUGAGCGGAGUGGCGAGGAGGCCGAGCGUGAAUUCCAAUACAACGCUCUGGUGAUAAGACCUCAGCUCACUGAGUUCGCGCCCAAGAGCCAGAUCGAUCCAUUCAACCAAUUGCCGGUCCAGGUAUCAUAUGAAUUCCACCAAGUCCUACAAGGUGCUUUACGAAUAUACCCUUACUCUGGAAACAAUUACAAACUAGCGCACCUACCUGAUCAUAUACGUCGGAAUAUCCGUCAAUUCCCAAUCGGAGAAAUUGUCCAGCGCGCGCCCACUGCGUCGCACCACCUGUAUAGCUUGCUGGCAUGUAUCAGUGUACGACUGAGGGGAGCCUUUCGGGAACAAAUACCCAUGGACGUGCCAAUCGAGUUCCAAAACAAGGCAUCCCAUCACAUCCACAAGGAGCUGUUGAAGAGUUCUCGGAGCGGUCAAGUCGAUGUCAACGUCAUCAUGGAUAUAUUGUUCUUGGUCGUCAGCGAGAUGGGAAUGGGGAACCUGGAGUCCGCCCGCAAACACAUGAAGGUCGUCUCGAAUUUCUACUAUAUGCUCGAUCUCAACAAGAAUCUCGACUUCUGGAUAUCAGAGUCCUGUGCGCAUGUCGAUAAUCAGCUGGCCCUGUCCACCGGCCGACCUCCUAUCUUCAAGCAGAGUUUCGAUCCUGGUCCGCUGCUACCUGAACGAAGAGCUGCCUUGCAGCGGGAACUUUGGUGGCUGUUCAAGAACUUUGACCAGCCCACUGCCUUCUACCCAUCGCCGGUAUCUCUUGCUGUCAAAGCACCGCCAAGAGGGCUCACAGACGCAAUUGCCGAUUUCGCAAACAACCUUGACCUGCGCAUGGGCUUCGAGUUCGAACGCGCUCUCAAACUCGGGAUCGUGUCCCCGCUCCUAACGCCUAUCAUUGUCGAUAUUGUCGACUGUGCCGCUAUCGCGAAGGUGGUAUGGCUGUCACCAAUGGCCGUCUGCUUCGAUGCCGAAUGGUUAUGCCGCAAAGCUCGCGCUGUUCUUCGUCGGCUUCUGGUCAUUGCUCCUGAGAACAACAUUGGUCCACUGGACGUCCUCGGCAAAUGCAUGGAGGUUGUACGAUGCACACUGUUGAUCGCCAUGGCGCACGCCUGCACGCUGAUCGGCUUUCAGACCGCCGAGAAGAACGUCAUCGCACUUCAAAAUUCUCUGGCCUUCGCCCUGAAGUUCUGGGCGCCGGCAAUGGGCCUAUCGACAGAGAUGGUACCUUUAGACAAGGAGACUCCAUACCCAGAUGUGGAAGUGCUGAAGCUGCAAAUCGGUCACAUCCUGUAUAACUCUAUGGUGGGACUCUUCUCUGCCGACGUGCCAGGCUACGAGUCCACGCAAGAGUUCUUCAUGAUCAGGGUACUGAAUUGCUGCAAGCUCAUGGGCAUACGAGACUAUUUUGGUCUAAGAGAACAUCUUGUGAAGUUCUUGUACUCACCCGUUCUGAUGGAGAAAAGCGUGGCUCGAGUCGCCGAGAGACUUGGCCGCCUGAACGACCAGUGGGCCAGCGGAGUGGAUGAGGUCCAUUGA